This is a messenger RNA of Glycine soja, 1981 nucleotides long. RefSeq names its product translation initiation factor IF-2-like. The transcript is spliced from 4 exons. Gene Ontology annotation, biological process: nucleosome assembly; chromosome condensation; negative regulation of DNA recombination. Gene Ontology annotation, cellular component: nucleus; nucleosome; nucleolus. The coding region runs from base 155 to 1645 and encodes 496 amino acids. The record is from RefSeq and is a predicted model, not a curated record. Gene Ontology annotation, molecular function: nucleosomal DNA binding; double-stranded DNA binding; structural constituent of chromatin. Lineage: Eukaryota; Viridiplantae; Streptophyta; Magnoliopsida; Fabales; Fabaceae.
UACAAAACCACCUACCCCUUUCUCUCUCUAACUCAAUUAUAUUAAGACACUUUUUCCCUUCUUUCUCUCUCUAUCUCUAUAUCCAUCUCUUUCUCGAUAUACCGUAAAUCCAAUCCAAUUCCCAAUUUUCGAAUCUACCCUUUAUCUCUCUACGAUGGAGCCUUCCUCGAUCUCUCCACCGCCAGCUCCGCCUGCCACCGCCGUCCCCUUCCCGGCCGAACCCAACGACCACCUUCCACCACCCAUUUCCGAACCACCUUCCAACCAUCCACCCUACGCCGAGAUGAUAUACACGGCAAUCGAGGCGCUGAAGGAGAAAGAGGGUUCAAGCAAGAGGGCCAUAGCGAAGUAUAUUGAGCAAGUGUACAAGGAACACCUCCCACCGAAUCACUCCAUCUUGUUGACUCAGCACUUAACUCUCUUGAAGAGCAGCGGAAUGCUCCAAAUGGUCAAAAAAUCCUAUGCGCUCCCUAGAUCUGUGCCUCUUACCGGAGCUGCACCCGCACAAGCGCAUGAUGCCGCCACCUCUGCUCUGCAGUUGACUUCCCCGAGGCCUAGAGGCCGGCCUCGCAAGGCUCAAAUUCCGGUCCAAAACUUACCUCAGGACAUUAAUGUGCAGGUUCAGCAGAAUGCCGAGCCCGUCUGGGCCGCGCUCGGACUUGCAGAUGAGCCCGUGCAGACAGAAGGCAGCAGCAAGAAGCGGGGCCGUCCGAAGAAGAGUGUCACUCCCGGAGCAGGUCCGGCAAAGAGAGGACGUCCUCCCGGUUCUGGGAAAAGGUUGGGCCGUCCUCCCAAGGACAAGUCUGUCACAACAACAACAACGGAUGUCUCUGGGCCCAAGAGACGCCCGGGCCGCCCGCCCAAGAAUCAGUCUCAGCCAACUCCCAUUCCCUUUGCUCCGGCGGAUGCAGCCGCUGCCGUGGGUACAGAGUAUGUUGCAGCCGCUGAAACUGUGCCGGUUGAUGCUGCGGCUGCUCUGGGGCCUAGAGCUCGUGGACGACCGAAGAAAUACGCUGAUGAGAUGGUUGCUGCAGGCCGAGGUAGGGGACGAGGCCGUGGACGUGGUGGCGGCGGCGGAAGAGGACGAGGGAGAGGACGCGGUCAAUUGCCUGCGCAGCUCAGAAAAUCAGGGGCAAGACCCGUGGGUCGUCCGAAGAAGGGGUCAACUUCUGCUAGUACUACUCAAAAUGCUGCUAAUGAAGAUCUCAGGAGGAAGCUUGAACACUUUCAAUCAAAAGUCAAGGAAUCUCUUGCAGUUCUUAAGCCUCAUUUUAACCAUGAAAGUCCAGUCACUGCAAUUGCUGCCAUUCAAGAGUUAGAAGUACUGGGAACUAUGGACCUCAAUGCUCCACUAAGGGAUGAAACACUUCCACCGCAAGAGGAGCAGCCACCACUGCAGCAGCAGCAGCAGCCACCGCAGCAACAGUUCCCACCACCACAACAGCAGCCACCACAGCAACACCUAGCACCACAACAACUGCCGCCACAGCCACAGGCACCAAUAUUUCAGCAAACAUAUCCUCCAUUUCAUCUGCCGCAGUUCCACCAUCACCAGCCGACGCUGCAGUUCCAGCAGCAGCCUCAGCCGCCACAGCUAUUCCAGCAUCAGGCACAGCCACCUUCCCACCAACAGUUUCAUCCUUAGGAAUCAGGCCCAGGCUAGGAAGAAUUACAUUGUCCUGAAUUUGAUAAUGAUGCUAGGAAGAAUUACAUGGUCUUCAAUUUGGUUAUGAACAAUCUGAAACAAGUGUUUUAACAAGGCACAUGAGGGGUAACAGAUUUGUAAAGCGAGUAGGCAGUAGCAGAACUGAUUUUUCGUUAAGUGAAUUGAUUGUCCAUUUAGUUUGUUGUUGUGCACUGUUCUAGAUUGACCCCUGAAGUAAUUUUUAGAUUUUAGAGUACUGAUAAUUCUGUUAUUUAAGUAAUAUUUGUUUGACUUUGGCAGCUUAAGAUUAUUAGUGAUAUUGUUCAUGUUGGUCUA